Sclerotinia trifoliorum is the source of this 1852-nucleotide messenger RNA. The record is from the annotation of a GenBank genome assembly. NCBI's taxonomy places the organism in Eukaryota, Fungi, Ascomycota, Leotiomycetes, Helotiales, Sclerotiniaceae.
AUGCGCGAAUUCCAGUGAAUAAUGUAGAUGGGGUGUUGUUUUUGUCCGUCUUUCGACAACAUAUUUCAGGAUACUCCUUCGAGAACCUUUAGUUUACCUCUUUGUCUCCCCCAACACAAUCUAAACCGGUAUUUUUGAGUUGCUUUACGUUGCUUUGAGAACUUCUGCCCGCUGCUUUUUCUUUUCAAUAUACCCUUCAAAGGUCGCUCAUUCUCAGGGUAGCAAAGCCUUGCAAAUGCGUUCUCAGAAGCUUAGCGCCUUCGCCGGUAUUCUUGGACUGCUUGGAAUGGCCCGUUUCGUAACAGCUGGGGUGGUAUUUAUUGAGCCGUAUGCUAAAAUUGUCCACGCAAGCAUCACCUAGAUUUCCGUUCAAACUACCAAACUCUGCAAACUAACAUGGAGCCUCAGUUCCGAGCAACAGUAAUCGUACCCAGAGCACCAACUGUCGUUCAAGCCACUGGAAUUCAAUCCUUCUGGCCUGCGCUCGAACCCGCGAGCAGCGAUGCUAUCCUACAAAUAGUAUUCGCCAAUGAGGGGAAGGUAUUAGGUCAGUGGUCAUUCUUUGAGUAUUUCCAAGAUGGAAUUGCAUCUACUGGAGGUGAAAGGGUUCAUGGGAAGAAUAUUAAUGUGUAUCCGGGGGAUUUGAUCUCGAAUGGUUUUAUCUCGACGGACGAAAACGAAAUGUGGACAGGCGCGAUAAACGCUCAUAAAUGGUAUGUGAAUUGGAUUGUGAGGAGAGGCGCCGAGGGACUAGCGAAGGGUGAGAUAGAUGGCGAGGGUAAUGCUACGGUAGAUCUUUCAGCGCAUGGUAGGUUGGCUCUUCUAUUCGUCGAUAAAUGUAGGCGUACUUUGGUUAACACAAAACUUCAGCCGACAUGGGAGACUUCACGCAAGUACGUACCGUCUGCAUUUUCCUUUACUACUCUUCUAUGCUCCAACUCAACUUUAUUCCCGAGUCAAUUAACAUGCCCCAGGCUAUUCUUGCAACUGAGCUCAGCCGUGCGGCAAAGUGGGAGAUGGGUCCUAUAGAUUGGCAAAAUGUUAUGAUCCAAAUCGAAGGUACGAGUAGAGACUGGUGCAGUGUCGAUAAGCUUAUUCUCCUCAACGUUACACUUGGUAACGUGCAAGCCGUCGAUUUACUUCCAACGACUAAAGGGGCUACGUGCUUCUUCAAAGGUUUUACGGUUACGGAUACCAUAGCAACCGAGGAGGGUUUGGGACUCUAAGUGGGUAUAUAUUCUCCGCGCCUCGCAAUUGACCUGCCGGUUCUGCUGCUGAACGUAUGAAGAAAGUUCCUCAUUUAUCGCUGACGGGUUUUGAACAUGGAAGUAAACGGGGUGGAUGACGUCUUAACAGUUUAGUUGAAUGCAUUCUGUUUUACUCCCUAAAAUCCAACUCCAAAGUACUCAGAUAUCACAGUCACGAUUGCCCGGCGCAUUAAGACGCAUGCAAAUUGUUUAACUUGGACAUGUCACACGCGCUCUUGAUACAAAAUCUCAUAUCCUUUGCGAGAAGGGACGUAGAUUUCCGUUGGCUGGGUAUUCACUUAUGGGAUUACCUAGGGUGGAGAUAUGUUUUUAAUCUUAGACUAUGACUACAUUUAGUAUCUAGGUAAGAUUGAGCCGCUCUACAUGUUAUUAGCAAUUAGCAAAGCACCAUCUGAUACAUUAGUUAGAUUGCCUUGCAAGACGUGAGAGGGAUACAGAAUACAGAUAGGCGCUUAGUUUAUUGGGAGCUCACUCAUUCGCAAUCUUAUUCCGUUAAUAUGUCCGGGAAAGAAAUCAUUUAGAGCUGGCGUUAAGUGAAUGAAUCAGAUUAAGUGGAUAAAUUGCUUGCUGACGGAGCGAUACAU